AUGGCCUCGGACCAUUGUGACAGUUGCUCCCGAUUGCUCCGGGACUUCGCUGAACGUCUGAGGAGAGUUUGGGGAGAGUUCGAGUACAAACUCAAGGACGUUUUUAGAGGAAUUGUUCAGUGCACCUGCUUUGGGAAUGCACCUGAGAGGGGGACGGCUCAGGAUUUAUCGUCAUUGCAGCUCAUGUAUGAUGAUAAAAGUCAGGUUUUCAAUCAGAGAAGCCUCCAAGCACUGAACCGACUUGCAGCAUCUCAAAAUGCUGAUCUGCAAAUGACCGCAGCCAUCUAUUACUCACACAUCAGUCAUCACUUGAAUUCUCCCUUACCAGAUGCCUUCUUGGUACCAGUAAUGGCUCUUCUCUUGUCCUCUGACCUGGAUGUGCAAAAGACUACUUCCUUCACCCUGGUCAAUCUAUUAGUGAAGAAUAAUGUGUGUAAGGAGUCAGUGAUCGAGAUGGGGAUGUUGGUGCCGCUGUUGGAGUUAUUCCAGUCUGGUGAUCCUACUGCUCAGUGUCACUCCUGUGCCUGUGUUGCCAUGCUGGCCUCCUCAGAAUUAAGCAGAGAUGCUAUUUUGGUGGAUGGAAUCAUACCUCUGUUGGCUUUGGCAAAGUCUUACGAUCCAGCGGUCCAACAGAACGCAGCAUGGGCUCUUCUACAUCUCACCCAGUCAGAUUGUUCGAGAAGGAUUCUAUGUCAAGCAGGGGCCAUCCCUGUUUUAUCUCUUCUUCUGCAGUGCUCCAAUUCAGAAGUUCAGUUCUACAGCUGCACGGCUCUUUGCAACAUUGCUGCUAUUCAAGAACAUCAUCCAGAGUUGCUCAGCAUCGGGGCUCAUUUGUCUAAGUCGCUUUUGACACUGAUGUCUUCCUCGGUGCAAAAGAAUUCAGCUCAAGCUUGCAGAUGCCUUCAAAGUCUGUCAAAGAACGUUUGGGUCCAGGAACAGCUCAUGGACUGUAGCUGUGUGUUGCCUCUGAAGGCCCUCCUUAAAAGUUUGAAUGCUGCAUGGAUAGAGUCAGCCUUAACACUGAUGUGUAUGCUGUCUGCACACCCACCAAAUUGUGAUAUCCUCAUAAAUGAAGGACUGUUGAGGGAAAUCGGUCAGCUGCUUCAUCAUCCUAGAUCAAAUUCUGUUCUGAUCUCACUAAGUUGCAAGAUCAUUACUGACCUCUGUGGUGCCUGCAUGGAUGAGCAGGCUGUGACAGAAAGCCUGUGCUUAUCAGGGCUGCUCAGAGGUCUUCUGUCUCCAUCCCUGUCAGAUGAGACGUUGCUACAUGUGACAUUGUGUUUACAUCACCUGAUGACCUGGGAUGGGCUGAGGACUAAGUUGUCCUCCUCAGUUACACCAGAGCAGGUUUGGAGACUGGUUGAGCUUUCUGGACAAAUGAGAAAUUCCCAGUUGUCAUAUAACUCUGCAGCCAUCAUUCACAUGUUUAAAUUGACGGAAGAUUUCCUCCCGUUGCUAAGGCCUCACUACGGUGCAGUGUCUAAGUAUCUGUUGCUGUUCCUCAAAACGAGAGAUGUUAAAUUCCAGCAGCUUGGCAUUUCUACUAUAGUCAAACUCAAGAAUGAUGGAGAGUUUUCAACAGCAAUGACUAACGGUGAGCUGGAGGCUCGCCUCUGGAACAUACAUGAGCAGACAGAGGAGAUGAGACAGCUGCUGCAAAUGAUUCAGCCUCCUUCUCCAUCUCCUGGUCAACCCUUCCAUUGACUUGCUCAGUAUAUCCUGUGGACUGUAUAAAGUGUUUACUUUGAUGCAAUGUUUGGUCAAACCUUAUUAUAGAUUUUUUGUUUUUAAUAUGCUUUUAUUUAAUUAUUUUUAAAAAACAUUUGUAUAUUUUUAUUGUUACAUACGUGGUUCGCUUAAAAAAGAAGAAAAGGACAAAGAUGUGGCAUCACCUUUAAUCAGUAUUUGCUAUAUAGUUUUAUAUGUUAUAAAGCUAACCUGUGAUAGUCUAGAACAGCACUUAAGGUAUAGGAUUAAGUUUAAGUCACGAUUUGUAUGCAUUUACUGUUUAAAACCUAUUUAACCUACAGACAUAAGAUUUUGCUCUGUGAUGCGAUUGCACGCUAUUAAAGCAACUGUGAGUGCAAAAAAAGGUAUUGUGCAUCCUUACCUCUAAAACACUAUAAACACAAAAUUGAAGCAUAUCUUUGGAAACAAUGUUAUUGUAACAGCUUUUCUAUACGAUUGCUAGAUUUUACAAUCCCAAUUCCAUUGAAGUUGGGACAUUGUAUAAAAUGUAAAUAAAAACACAAUACUGAUUUGCAAAUCCUGUUCAACCUAAUGUAAUUAAAUACACUACAAAGAUAUUUAAUGUUCAAA
Girardinichthys multiradiatus is the source of this 2319-nucleotide messenger RNA. Its product is annotated as vacuolar protein 8-like. Gene Ontology annotation, molecular function: protein binding; protein-membrane adaptor activity. Gene Ontology annotation, biological process: nucleus-vacuole junction assembly. The transcript is spliced from 13 exons. The coding region runs from base 1 to 1704 and encodes 567 amino acids. The record is from RefSeq and is a predicted model, not a curated record. Lineage: Eukaryota; Metazoa; Chordata; Actinopteri; Cyprinodontiformes; Goodeidae.